This is a messenger RNA of Fusarium odoratissimum NRRL 54006, 1400 nucleotides long. RefSeq lists its product as uncharacterized. The transcript is spliced from 4 exons. Lineage: Eukaryota; Fungi; Ascomycota; Sordariomycetes; Hypocreales; Nectriaceae. The record is from RefSeq and is a predicted model, not a curated record. Gene Ontology annotation, molecular function: monooxygenase activity; iron ion binding; oxidoreductase activity, acting on paired donors, with incorporation or reduction of molecular oxygen. Bases 1 to 1353 code for a protein of 450 amino acids.
AUGAAUGGUUUGCUUGGACUAGAGCACAACUACUACUCACGAAACAACCAACCUUUUAUCAUUCCUUCAUUCCGAAAAGGCAAAGUCCUCAUUCUUCCUCCCGCCCAACUAAAAGCUAUCUACAACAAGCGCGAGAAUGAGCUGAAAGCCCACGAUCCAGCUUCAGAAGCUCUGUCAUUUGAAUGGACAAUCCGCGAUCGAGAAGUUUACCCGAGCAAUUACACUGUCGAUGUGAUUCGCAAGUGGAUUACCAAGAGAUUCGACGAACUUGCAGCCGAGUUGCAGGAGGAACUAUGCCUUGCAGUGGAUGAGCAGUUCGGCAUGAGUCAAGAGUGGAGAGAGGUAAAGCUUUGGCCAGCUGUGCAGAGGAUAUUCACCCGGGGUUUGAACAGAGUUCUUGUGGGCUUUCCAUUAUGCAGAGACGAAGCGUUCCUCGAGACUAUGCGGCGGUUUGCUAUCGACAUGCCAUUCCAAGGUUUAUUCAUCACAUUGGUUCCGAAAGUCCUCAGGCCAAUCUUUGCUCCGUUGAUAUCAUGGAAUGCUAGACGGGAUACAGAGGCAGGCAUCAGAUACUGUACUCCGAUUAUACAAGAUUUUCUGAAAGCUAAUCGGAAUCCUACACAAGAAAAGCCGAUCAACAUCCUCCAAUGGAUCAUAGAAGCCAGCGCCGCAACUGGCGAUCCAUCUCAACUCGAUGCCCACCGCAUAGGCCAUCGAAUGAUGAUCCUCAACUUCAAUCUUGUACAAGGUGGAUCAAUUCCCUUCAGUACCGUUCUCAGCGAUAUAUGCAACGGUAAACACGCAACCUCGACCUUUUCGCAACUCCGUGAUGAAGCGUCAUCUGUUCUGGGUUCUAACAAGACCUGGGAUCGCGCCACUAUUUCUAAACUCGUUCUCGCCGACUCAGCAAUUCGUGAAUCAAUGCGCUGGUCUGAUUUCGGCCUCUUUGCCCUCCCACGUCGCGUCAAUUCUCCCGGUAUAACUCUCGACAAUGGUAUUCACGUUCCGCCUGGUGUUCAUAUUGAGGUCCCGAUGCAUAGUAUACACAUGGACAAUAGCUCUUAUGCAGAUGCAGGUAUUUUUAAGCCGUUUCGUUUUGCGGAUGGAACUUCCACGUCUCGUUCUGCUGUGACUCUUGACGAGAGCUUUCUUGGGUUUGGGUAUGGGAAGAACGCAUGCCCCGGGCGAUUCUUCGGCUCGCAUAUCAUGAAGGUCGUUCUAGCGUAUCUGGUCAUGAAUUAUGAUGUGGAGUUUGGAGCUGAGGAGCCUCCGAUGAAGACGAUGUGGGAAUAUAGAAUCCCAAGGGAGAGCACCGCCAUCAGGAUUCGCAGGAGGGUACAGGCGUGUAACUAGACUUGAGUUUUAUAAGGGUAAGGUGGGAGAAUGAGCCACGAGUCCUU